Messenger RNA from Blastomyces dermatitidis ER-3, 234 nucleotides. RefSeq lists its product as uncharacterized. The coding region runs from base 1 to 234 and encodes 77 amino acids. The record is from RefSeq and is a predicted model, not a curated record. Lineage: Eukaryota; Fungi; Ascomycota; Eurotiomycetes; Onygenales; Ajellomycetaceae. The transcript is spliced from 2 exons.
AUGUCUACAAUGUCUAUUCUCAGUGCUAAUAACACUAUAACCAUGACUGCUGCAGAUCUACUCACAUUCUGCCAGCAGAUGAUGAUGACUAUGUAUCAGAAUUCUGAUAGCAAUGACAGUGAAACCUCAAUUGACAUCUUGACAGAUAUGAAGAUGAUUGAUGAAACUGAUAUCUUAAUGAAGAAUCAGCAAGUGUUAUCUGAAGAAUUAACAGCUCUAGAGAAUGAGUGUUAA